AUGGCCUCUCGCCGCGAGAGCAACGCCGAUAGGAACUUGGACGGUAGGAGAGCUCUAGGGAUCCGUCCAGGUGGACAACCUCCACCGAGACUUUUCUUAGAAAGACCAUCAAUACCAUCUCAACCACCCUCACCUACAUUACCUUUACCUUCCUCACCUAAAUCACCAACUACCACACGAAAUGUAUCGAUAUCCAUUCCUGCUAUUCCUAUUCCUCCUUCUCCAACUUUCGAUCAGCCGAAACGAUUUCGAAGACCUACCAUCUCAUCCAAAUCGAAACCCUCCCGACAAACUUCCAACAGAGGGCUAUACGAAACUCAGAAACUGUUGUCGCAUUUGCUUGAUAGGCUAGAAUCGAGAGAUGCUGCUCCAGAUUUAUUGGAAAGAGCAGCUAUAUCUGCUAGAGAAAUAAGUGGUAAACAUAAAAACAAAUCGAAAGGGAAAGUCCAAAGAUUAGGUAAUGCAAUUGCUGCAGCUGCUCACAGUGCUACUAUACAAUCACCUACACCAACAUCUGGAUCAGCAAAUACAAGUACGGUUUCACCAAUGGGAGCAGGAAUGGGAAUGGGUGUUGGAUCAGAAGAUUAUGAAGAUGUGGUACUUACCGAAGGCGAGAUUGACGUCGAGAUCACUUAUGAUUUGGUUGAACAAACUAGAGGAUUAUUAGUUUUGGCUGAUAAACAAGGAUUAGAUUUGUUUGAUGACGACGAAGGUGGUAGACCAAGUAUAGUGGGUGUACCAAUACUGGAUUCUACUCCAGUCAAGAAUAAGAGAAAAGCAGGAAGGUUUUCUUCUAUAGCUCCUUCAAAUUCUAUAAAACCAUCUUUCUCAUCGUCGAAUCGUCAAGAAGAUACACCACCAAGGGCCUCGACGUCAACUUCAAUUUCAGGUCAAAUGUUACUAGCUAGAAUACUGAACAUACUGCAAACGUUAUUGACUGUAGAUUGUCUUCAUCGCACGCAUCUCUUCAGACCACUCUGCCCACCAUUAGCCCUCCAAUCAGCAUGUCUAGAUAUAGCGAGUUACCUCUAUGCCAAAUCUAAGAAAGAACCAAUCAAAAUUCGAAUCGUGGGCAUGGUAGUGGAUGGAUUGUACGGAAUGACCGGCAUGUUGGAAAGAGUCUGUGAAUGGUUGGAAGGGAGAAUAUCAGAAUUGCUGAUCCGUUUAGCGAGGGAUCGAGGCGGUCCGGGUACGAAAGAUAAAACAGAAGAUAUGGGCUGGACAGAUCCCUUUUCGACCAAAUCAGCGCCUGGAAAAGCAGUUCCUACAUUUGCUAUAUCGACGGAAUCGCAAGAUACAUUACCUCCUCCGAAUCUUAACACACCAGGAUGGAUGCGAUAUUCGCCUACUUCACCUUCUUUCCCUUUUUUCCCGCCUGGGAAUGUUGCAGGUCUACUUUCCACUCAUGCUGCUAAAGAUGCUUCAGACACAACGAUAGAAAUCGCUUCGCUUGUUCCGAAAAUCUUACUAGGACUAAGUACGAUGGUGGAUAUGACUUCGUCAAAGUUUACCACCAUACAUCGUGUACACCGACUGCUCUCUCUCAUCCUCACUGCUAAACCGGACUCGUCAUUGGAUCUCCUCGAAAUUGUGGCUCAUGCUCCCCCAGCACCCAGACGGACAGCUCUUGAGAUUCUAUCAACCUUCUACCCAGGUGCUAUAGGUCAUAAUUCCAUCUCUCGUCGAUUAGCGAAUACCACGUAUUCUGCUCAUAGAGCUAAAUGGGAAACGGGCCAAGACAGGGCUUUGGGAGAGGACGACGAGUCACAUUACUUUAUCCCAUGGAGAUCGUCCUCAAAAGAUGACUGUAAUCAGACAUCACCGAAAUGUGGUGUAUGCGCUACCGAUAUCCAUGGGUUUGCCCUACGAUGUACCUUGUGUAGAGAGCUUAGACAUCUACAUUGUUACCAUUCAGCUGGAGUCAAUACCUACGAUGUAAUCACGCUUUCAUCCGACGAUACGACACCGCAGAUGGUCCAUGUGAAGUACUCGUUAUCUCCGCCAAGGUUGGACGAACAGAUACUAUACGGCUCAACAUUGCGUGGGAGUCCAUCUUCCACAAGACGGAAAGUUGGACAACACGAUCUGGUCUUAGUUUCGAUAUUCAAUUUGACCUUAUGUGAGGAAUGCCAUUUACCUCUAUGGGGGAUCGCAACGCAAGCCUAUGGAUGUACGAAUGGUUGUCAACGUUUCUUCCAUUAUUCCUGCCUUGACCAAAUGGAGAAAUCAAACACUGCUCAAUGCCGUUACGGACGAGAUGUCGUUAUAGAUGAAAUCUCUGCCCAAGGAAAAAAUCCAUUCUCAAUCUCCUUAUCACUGCUUGAACAAUCAUUCGAUCAAUCGUUAAAGCCAUUAUAUCUCAAUAGUGAGGAACUUUCGAGAAAGACAUAUGACGAAAUGGCAGUUGUUUGGGGAUAUCUGUGGAUCCAAUACCAGAUUCUUAAAAAUGGAUUGACGAGUAGUAGUUUACGGAUCACAAGCCAUGAUACCAAAUUGUCACCUGAUAUCUUAGGAUUCGAAGCUAUCUUGAAACUGUAUGAAGAACAACUGAAAUCUCGAUCCUCGGAAUCAUCACCUGCUUCUAGUGAUUUUUGUGGAGUCGUUGGAAGCGAUUAUCCACUUGGGCAAGGUUACAUGUUUUCCGAUAAAUUCCUUUCAUACAUCAUUGCUCUUCUUCGAGCGCCAUCAUCGACCAAUCACGGCGGAGGUAGUGGAACACAUACUCCUUCAGAUGGUCUACUUACUCCUGUAGGUCUACUUGCCCCAGAACAAGAGGUGAACGAAGGUUCUUUUGAAAUGCUGCCAUUAUCCAUAUUAUCAUCAUCUCUAUCGUCAGAUCUAGGUAUCUCAGAUCCGAGAAUUACAGUGAUAUUUCUUAAUCAGCUCAGAUCUUUAGGACUCAUGUCAGUUUCAAACAAGCUAUCGAUCAAAGAGAUAGAUUUGAAAUCUCCUUCUACAUGGGCUGGAUUUGGUUUACCUUUGUUAAUGGAUAAUUCACCUACGAUUGAGUUGUUGGUAUCUUCAAUCGAAGUCUUACUUCUGGACUUGGAUUUAUCGAUGAAUGAAGUAGGAUUGAGAUUACUAGAAACUAAAGCUUGGUCAAGUGGAUUAUGUUCACCUUACGCAUUAGAAAGAUUAGGUAAAGGUUUAGUCGAUUGGAUAAUGUCACAGGAUGAAUCAUUGCUUCAAGUAGUCAAGUUGUAUGCUUCAAGGCAUAAGAGACUUCCAGGUGUGAAAAAUCCAAUCGGAUCAAAUCUCAAAGGUCAGACAUCAGUCAAUCUUUAUAAAGAUGAUAGAAUCAGAUUGAUGAAAAGAUAUGCGGUACCUUGGUUGAAAGGUCUACAUGAUCUAGACCCGAAUCUCUAUGCAGCAAUGGUAUAUGAAGAAUGUAAAAAUCCUCUUCCGGUUGGUAAAUUGCAGUCCGAGAAUGAGGAACCAAGUGAUCAGCUCGCUUCGAAAAUGGCUGGUAUCGCAUUGGAAAGGAUGACAGCUGUCGUAGAUGCAAAUGUCGUAUUCUCGACUUUGAUGGAAUUGGUCACUGCUUGGUUGGAAGAUCUGGGGGCGUUAGCUGAUCAAGACGUCGUAUACCGAUCUCUUCCUCGACUACUGCGACACUCUACUUCCAAUUCCUCCCCUUCGUCCUCAUUUGAUCAAACAGACCUCUUCUCUCUCUCACUUUCGGUAUCUCAAUCGGGACCAGAAGGUUUGAUACGAGCUUGUCGAUGGCUCCGAGUACUUUCCUUCUCAGGUGUUGAAAUUCCCUGGAAUCUUCUCAUCGACUUGGUGGAAUUGCAAUCGACCACGCGGAGCGAAGUUGAGGCGAGAUUGGAUCUGGUGAUAGCUGUUGGGGCGAAUGGAAUGGCACUGGAACCAGAAGCGUUUGCUGGGCUAUGUGCUAAAGUCAGCAAAGGUAUAUUUGUGGACUUGGGUAAAGGUGGAGGAAACGAGUUGACGAUAAUAGAACUGGAUUUAGUGAGACAAAGUAUGUUACUAGUCCUGCGAGCAUAUGGAGUUCCUCUAGACGAUGUGGCUCAAACAAGCUUGAACACGGGAGAAUUACAAACCAAACAGCCCGCUAGUAUGUCUAAGAAACGUCGUGUAAAUAGUGGUCGGACCACUUUCGCUCUUGACAAAGCAAUGGUACUUUCCGCAGCCUCGAUAUUGGAACGUACCAACUAUCCUUGCGAAAUGGUGCUGGAUUUCCUAUGGUUGUUGUUCACCAAAGCGGCGAUGAUAGAUAACGUUGAUGGUUUUAUACAUCGUGCCUGUCCCAGGUUAUACGAACUGAUAUGGCCUUUGGUCGAUUUUGCGAUCGAUCGAAAGAGUCGAGCAAGAGUCUUAUUGAGAAUGCUUAGUGUGAACCCUAAUUCUUUGGAAAAGAUAGUCAGGCAAGAACUAGAUUCAAGCCCGGAAGAAAGGGCAAAGGUUCGCGAGAGAAUCUUGACCUUCGUGUUGGAUCUAGCGGAUUCCAGCGUAGUUUACGAACUAUCGACUUGGCAAUCUUCAGCUGUCGGUUUGAUCUUACUGCUGUUCGACGUAUUAAGUGAUACAGCAGAGAUGAUCUCCGACAAUCUAGUCAUACUUCAAGCUCUUCUUCCCACACACUUGAAAGCCAUGUCAAUGUGUUUCGAGGAUUACCUGAUUAGACACAGUGACGAAAAACGGUUGAUCCUUUUGACCAGAUUGAGGAGAUUGAGAUUGACUUUGCCCACUUGGCCUAUCAUCUCCUGGAAGAUGAUCGAGGGGUUGUUAGCGGAACAAGUCGCUUCGAUAACUCAGCUUCGCCCAGGUCGAUCAUCUCAGACCAUGUCCGCUCUCAUGGACUCACAAUCCGUUCGAUGUUCUUUACUCUCCCUUGGAAUGGACAUGUUAUCAUCUGGAGUUCCCAUUUCUUGGAUUACAGCUCAGAGAUUCCAACAACACGUCGCUUCUUGUUUGGCUUUACCGUGGACCAACCCGAUUGAAGGAAUAACUUCCCUUGUCUUACCUGCCAUAAGGGGUGUUUUGGACAGUUCAACUAGAAUAACGAUAUCAGGGCAAACGUUCGAUAACAAAUCUAAGAAAACAGCUUUGGUGGGAUCUUUGUUCGUUCCAGUCGUAAUUGACUUAGGAAGCGAAUUAGGUAAAUUCGAAUAUCUUACUCAAAGAACUAUAUUAGAUUCCUUGAUGGCCACCUUCUUCAAACAAAACGUACGAUCUGUGGAAUUAGCAGCCUUGUCAGCUUUACAAACUUUAGCUCAAUUUGUAGCUACUACGGAAUGUGCAGAGAACAGGUUAUUAGCAUUGCAAAUUCUACAGAUCGCAGUAGUCAGAAUGGAAAGGGAGAGCGUCAUAAGAGCCGUCCCAUCGGUAUUCGCUACAAUCGCUGGAGUUCUGGUGAAAGAGAAUGAAGCUGAAUAUGCUGACUCAGCUGUCCUGGAACAAAGUCGAGUAUUCUUGAGAGGUAUAGUGAUGAGCUUCGGACGAUCUGGACUAUUCCUUCAACUUUUCAGGAUCGACGAUAAUGCGAUUACCGGUGCCCAGGAGCAGUCUUCUUUAGGCAGAGCAGUACAGCUCCUACAUGCAUCCGAUAAGGUUGUACAAGGGCAGCCGACGUUAUUUGAUAACGUGUUCCACAAUCUAUCCGAUGUUCUCAAACGAGGAAAACAGACUAUAGAUCAGGUUUUGGUUUCCCUGUGUCGAUUUUCAGAAUCGUUGCAGGUGGAAUUAUCAGAAGAUGUAGCUGAAAAUUAUGGCAUGUUCAUCGCUCGAUUAGGCAAACACAUCGCUGAGUGGGAUCCUCAAGAAUUUGAUCCUAAUCCUAUCUUGAAGAGUUGUGCAUCGAUCCUGGAUCUUGUGCAGCCAGUUGCUUCAAUUCCUUUGUUGCAUCAAAUCUCAACCUUUUUGCAUUUGACAUUGACGAGAUUUGGCGUUUCCCAAGCAACUCUGUCCAGAUUGCUAACGGUAUCAGAGAGAAUCGCCAGAGGACAGUCAACGGAAGAUACAAUCAGAACAGUUUCCUAUGAAUUAGCCGGAUCGACAGUACAUGGUUUAAACGUCGCACCCGUGACUCUUCUAACACUUCUGAAUUUCCUUGCAAUCAACGCUUCGCGAGAGCAUGCCAAUUCCGCCGACUUGAAAUCAUCUUCUCAACAAGCCAGAGUCUUGGCCGAUUCGGCGCCUGGUUGCGUGCAGAUUCUGCUUCGGUCCCAUCCCACAUUCGCCAUUGGGAAUAUAGAGCCAGAGAUCAGCCUUGGAAUACUCAUGCAAGCUGGAACGGUAUUAUGUAAAGCUGAAAUGGCAGUCAAAGGCAUCAUAAGUCAAAGUUUGAGUAAUAUCACUGUCGAGGCGGCUUCUACACAGAUCAAUUCAUUCAUAUAUAUCCUACUGGCUUCAUUUGACUUAUCAAUGGGAUCAGCAAGAAAACGAAUCAUAUCACUAUAUCCUAUACUUGCAAGAGCUGCAUCAUUGUGUUUAAGAGCAUCAGCUGAUUUCUUGACUUUACAAGAUACUACGGGCGAUGGAGCAGAAUUGUUGUCUUUAGUCUUUGUUGUUUUCAGAUUGUCAAUCCUUGCCUUACAUGAUAUCACACCUGUUCCUCAAGGUGAGAUUAUGAAAAGUGAUUUAAAAGAAGACGCAAUGGACAUUUAUUGGUCUAGGAUUUGGACAGAUUGGUUCAGACUCUUGACCAUUUCACUGGAUCCGACUUGUAUCAAUGGACCUCUCAAAGCGGUAUCUCAUUCAGUAUACCAAGAUACGAUAAUCUUUUUGGGUCAAAAUUGUUCUCCUAUAUUAUCGAAACAUUCAGGAACUCUUUCACAUGCUCUAGGGAUGUUAGUUCGACAUCAAGAACUCUUAGCAGCAGCAUCAUCAGGUUCAGGAACAUCAACAGUAACUGGAACAGCAGUGACAAGUGGUAAAAUGCAGAAAGCUGCUCAAGUCUUGGAUCGGAUUUCCACAGGUAUAGGAAUUGGCAAUCCAACUGAGGUGGAUAAACUGACAAUGAUCAACACUAUCAAGAAAGAUUUAGGUGCAACGGAGAGGUUGAAAGCUUUAAGAAAUAUCGGAUAA
Messenger RNA from Kwoniella shivajii, 7050 nucleotides. RefSeq lists its product as uncharacterized. Lineage: Eukaryota; Fungi; Basidiomycota; Tremellomycetes; Tremellales; Cryptococcaceae. The record is from RefSeq and is a predicted model, not a curated record. The transcript has 24 exons. Bases 1 to 7050 code for a protein of 2349 amino acids.